GGGCCAGAUCCUUUCAUUGCUAAUUGUUCUAUUCUGGGCUCCUUCCUGGCCACUAGGGGGCCAGGAACAAUUUAGAAACAAGCACAGUUAUAAAUGAGCACGAUUAGACAUGAACGACGUGUAUGUUCCCCGUUCGUGAAUUUUCGCAGGCAGAUGUCCUACUUCAUGUGCCAACCAGCUGGUUGCGAACGGCCUGUGUGUACCCGGACCCCGCUCCGGUUCUGGCCGGGCCAGUCCUCGGCUCGGGCUGGGCACGCCGACUCCUGGGCCCAGGAUCGGCACGGCGAGGGUCGGCGUGGGAGUCGUUCGCGCCCUCCGACAGGUAUCGAUCCCCUUCUACACAAAGCACUUCAACAUGCAGCUCGUGCACAAGUACGAUUUCCCGACGAUGAAAUUCUCCCUAUAUCCCAGACGAUUUCUUGGAGCGUACCCGGGACGGUGUGACGCUACCCACGCCAGGGACGAAAGAGUCGGAGAAGUACUUGUGGAGCAUGCAAGGCACCACCCUGGAGUUGACUCACAACCACGGCUCCGAGGAGACCCCCUCGACCCAGACUUCUCGGUCUGGAGCGGCAACUCUGGGAGCGACCUGCCCAAGGACAGCCCGCUCUACAGGGAGGACGUGGUGCGCGGAUUCGGCCACGUCGCGUUCAACGUGGAGGACGUCUACGAGGUCAGCAAGAGACUGGAGGAGGACGGGGUCAAGUUUCAGAAGAGACCCGACGAGGGUCGCAUGAAAGGCCUUGCCUUCGCGCUUGAUCCGGAUGGAUACUGGAUAGAGCUUGUAUCGAGGACCAAAGGGCUCUUCCAGGAGAGGGAAAUCCUUUCGCAAACGAUGAUGCGCGUGAAGGAUGCGAACGCAACCAUUGCCUUCUACAGAGACAUGAUGGGCAUGACGCUGAUACGCGCCAUGCACGUCCCGAACGACUUCAGCAACUACUUCCUCGCGUGCCUCUCCGAGGAGGAGAAGCAGAAGGCCCCCGACCCAGAGGGCCCCGACGCGAGGGACUUUGUGAAGACGCUGUGGCAGCCCGUGCUCGAGCUGACCCACAACCACGGCACCGAGCUGCGGGAAGAUUUCCAGGUCCACGCCGGCAACUCGGAUCCAGCGCGUGGCUUCGGACACAUCGGCUUCCUGGUGGACGACCUCGUCGCCAGCUGCAGCGAGCUGGAGGCAGCGGGCGUGAAGUUCUUCAAGAGGCCCGAGGACGGCACGAUGCCGCAGAUCGCCUUCGCGCUCGACCCGAGCGGGUACAGGGUGGAGCUGAUCCAGAGGAACUCCACUUUCGCGGGGAUGUGUGCGAACUUCUGACGCAACUUGUUGUGGCGCCAGCAUUUCCUCUGCGGCCUCGGUCCGCGCGGUCUUCCGAAGAGGUCCGAUCAACACCAGCUGUUCGCACAGACAUGGCUGGCGCAGGCUGUAAAACCGUGCUGCCCAGCCCCUCACCCCGACGAACACGUUUUUCCUUUCUCAUCGCC
Molecule: messenger RNA, 1479 nt
Organism: Prorocentrum cordatum
Lineage: Eukaryota; Dinophyceae; Prorocentrales; Prorocentraceae
Source: the annotation of a GenBank genome assembly